CACUCUCAUCAACAUUAAGAUGCUUGGAGCUGUCAUAAAUCAUGCGGAACGCGCAAUAAAUAAAACAAAAGAUAUGCGUUUAUUUAUAGAUGUUGUUUAAACAGUAGACAAAUAUUUGUAUGUAGAAAGGAAUGUUACAACAAUUGUUUUCGGACAUUAUUAUUUGAGGUUCAUUCCUCGACGUCAGAAAUGAGAUGUCGCGCCAGAACAGCAUAUUCUCUAACUAUAACGUCAUUCCUAUUGAUACUGGUGGGCUGGUUGAUCCCAUUUUGGUUCGGGCGAUUUUAUGAAAGUCGCCAUUCGAAGAAACAAUGGGGCCUGUUCUACGUCAUCAUGUGUGAGAUCGGAAACUGCACGAGUAUCUCGCAAGUUCUCAACAAAGAUCAUGUUGAUUUCGGAGGUGCUGAGCCGCCAAUUGUUUUAGAGUCGAUAUCAAUUCUAGCAACUAUAGCACUGGCUUUAUGUUUCCUCAGCCUCGUUAUAGUUCUAAUAUUUCACUGCCAUGUCUGCGGGAGGAAAUUCAGUUAUCAUAAUUAUGUGACUGGUGCAGCUAUCGUACAGUUUAUAGCUGCUGCUUUCGUGUUCCUGACGAUAAUUCUGUCAGCCAUAUCUACAGGUGGGUUCUUCUCAAAGGUACCGAUGAAUGACGUCAUUGAAUUUCCAUGGUCUUUAUUAAUCUUCUGCAUCGCAGAAGUUCCAUUGAUUUCAUCGGCUGUUAUAUAUUUGCUUAUAACGUUCCAAUGGAAAAAGUACAGACACAUCUAUGCAAAGACGCGAUACAUCCAUGAUGCACUAACCGGAAACGGAAGUGGACUGCAUAGAAAUAACGAACCUCUUUUGGAUUACACAUUAGACCGUAAAUCCCGUUACAAACCAUUCAAUCGUGACUCAUUUAUAGGAUAUUAUCGCGGAAGUCGAGAUGAUGACUCGACCGGAAGUACACUCAAAAGAGAAUACUACUUUCCAAGCAGGAGUCCGUGGGAAAAGAGCAGAUAUUAUUAUACAUAUCCGUAUAAACAAGCUCACAUAAACAGUUCACUGAAGAAACAGACACAAAAUGCAACAAGCAAUACGAUAAGCUCCGAAAAUAGGAGAUCACUACCUAGGAGUUCUAUCAACCAGUACUCGGGAAAUCCAAGGGUGUGGCACACUGUCGGAAACUUCGAAUCGUCUUUGGAAAGAAGGAUGAACCCACAUAGGGAUAUUUAUAUGUAGUAUAUAUGUAUACAAAUAAACAUGUCAAUAUAUGUUGUAGUGGUGAUGUUGAUUUAUUAUUUCAGCAGUCGUGGCAACUAACAGUUACAGUACAUUUAUAAGAAAGGGGCCGCGCAACCUUUCUGCGACCGAUUUCUUAGUAAUUGUAGACAUAUAAUAGACCAAAUGAGGCCGAGAAAUAACUAAUUCUUAUAAUUGUCCAUGUAUAUACAAUGUUUAUAUUGUAAUAAUAGUAAACAGC
Ruditapes philippinarum (Manila clam) is the source of this 1456-nucleotide messenger RNA. RefSeq lists its product as uncharacterized. The coding region runs from base 190 to 1215 and encodes 341 amino acids. NCBI's taxonomy places the organism in Eukaryota, Metazoa, Mollusca, Bivalvia, Venerida, Veneridae. The record is from RefSeq and is a predicted model, not a curated record. The transcript has 4 exons.